AUGACACUUGGCCGCCUUUUCAAGAAAAAAUACGACACCAGUAGGAAGAGAUACACUAAGUUUAAGAAGUUGCUUCAGAAUAGGACAGGGCUUGGGUUUGAUGACAUGGGAAGGAUUGAUAUGUCAGAUGAUUGGUGGAAUGAACGCGAAAAUAUGUGGUGUCAUGGGAUUAGAAAAUCCAUAUGCAAAGAGAUUGCUAAUACGGAUUUGUUUGAAGAAGAAUUUCGUGGUGUAGUUGUAACUGGAGCUGAAGGAUGGAGCGCUCAACAUGGAGAAGCAAGUUUGAAUUCUAGAGUGGGUGGAGAUGAUGGUGAUGAAGCUGAUUCUCAGCCAGGAGAAGAGACUCAAGCAUUUGGGACAGAAACUCAGCCACAAGCUCAGACAGAAACACAACGCCAAACUCAGCCAGCGGCUCAGACUCAUUCCGGAAGUUCAAGAGCCAAAAGAAAGCGUAAAGAGAAAGAUCUGGUUGUAGAAGCUUGUGACAAACGUACUGCAGCUCUGGAGGUGAAGAAUAGGAUAGCGGAACGGAUGUUGGAGCGUCAAGAAGCCUCUAGUGUUGAGAAUGUGUUAGAGAUACUGUACGCAUUGCCUGGAGUGAGAGAGUGGUCUCCAUUAUAUGAAGCAGCAAUGGAACAUCUUAUAGAUAAUGAAGGGAGUCGAAGGGCCUUUAUAACAAUGAAGACGGAUGAAGCGAAGAUUAAGUUUCUAGAGCUUAGGACUAAGAUCAAACGUGAUGAUUGACUAGUAUGGAGCUUAGGAUUAUUUUGUG
Messenger RNA from Brassica oleracea var. oleracea, 772 nucleotides. RefSeq lists its product as uncharacterized. Lineage: Eukaryota; Viridiplantae; Streptophyta; Magnoliopsida; Brassicales; Brassicaceae. The coding region runs from base 1 to 744 and encodes 247 amino acids. The record is from RefSeq and is a predicted model, not a curated record. The transcript has 3 exons.